Papaver somniferum (opium poppy) is the source of this 912-nucleotide messenger RNA. RefSeq lists its product as uncharacterized. Lineage: Eukaryota; Viridiplantae; Streptophyta; Magnoliopsida; Ranunculales; Papaveraceae. The record is from RefSeq and is a predicted model, not a curated record. The transcript has a single exon. The coding region runs from base 1 to 912 and encodes 303 amino acids.
AUGAUCCAAAAGCUUAUCGACAACGGAGAACUUAAGCAAUAUGUAAGGAAGGAAGAAGCAGAUGAUAGGUCAAAAAGAAGCAAGCAAGUUCAAUUGCCUGAAGGCAAUCGAACUCUGAACACCAUUUCGUGUUCGGAAGCCACAAGACCGUCUCUAACAGCGCAGAUUGGAAAAAGGCUGAGAAAACAGUUCGAAGAUUACUGCGAGCUGUACAAAAUCGAUGGGGUAAAAAUAGACGAUCAUGAGCAAUGGAUGGAUGCACCAAUAACUUUCGAGACAGACGAUGUGGAGAAAGACAUGGAGGAUCAAAAUGAUCUUUUGGUCCUCACACUGCCCAUAGCAGGGUGCAACAUCAAGAAAAUUCUCAUUGACGGAGGAAGUUCAGUCAAUGUCUUGUUCUAUGAUACGUUCAAACAGAUGGAGUUAAGCGAUGAGCAGCUGGUAUCUUCGUACCACACCAUUUAUGGAUUCAAUAGAGCUCCCACGAAACCGUUGGGGGACAUUGUUUUGCAAAUAAAUGCGGGACCAAUGAAGAUAGACACCCGUUUCAGCGUAGUAGACGCUCCUUCCCCCUACAAUGCUAUCAUCGGAAGAAGAUGGGUGCACAAGAUCAAAGGGAUAGCAUCGAAUUAUCAUCAAUGCCUUAGAUUCCCAUCACCCGAAGGGGUAAUGGAGAUCAAGGGUGACCAGGUUACUGCUCGGGAAUGCCAAGCUAUGCAAAACCAUCUCAAUAACGAGCUAGAUGAGCAACGGAAAUCCCGUAGAAGCCGGAACAAAGAAGUUACCAAGGAAAAAGCAAUUGAUCUUUACCUCGAAGGAAUCUCAGGAAAAAGGCUGACAAAUGGGGGCAACGUUCAAUGCGCUGAGGCAAGUACCUCAGCGGCCAAGGCGGUUGAGGAUCCUACCAAAUAG